AUGAACCUUCUUUCAUCUAUAAAAUGGGUCCUCAGAGGACUACAUGGAGAUGACUACUCAAGGACAAGAUCAGGGAGGGACAGUGAUUGGCAGGGAGAUGCACAUGCCCUGUGUCUCAUACUCAGUCAUCUGUGCCUUCAUUCAUCCAGCAGGUGCCCAGUCCAUGUCCAGCAGGACACUGGGGACACUGUUAUGGAAGCCAACCUGGACGUUGCUGGCCGUGGGCCCCGCACAGAACUGGACGAUGAGGACUACUACCCACAGGGUGGCUGGGACACAGUCUUCCUAGUGGCCUUGCUGCUCCUGGGGCUGCCAGCCAAUGGGCUGAUGGCGUGGCUGGCCGGCUCCCAGGCCCGGCAUGGGGCGGGCACGAGGCUGGCCCUGCUCCUGCUCAGCCUGGCCCUCUCCGACUUCUUAUUCCUGGCGGCAGCAGCCUUUCAGAUUCUGGAGAUCCAGCAUGGAGGGCACUGGCCACUGGGGACAGCUGCCUGCCGCUUCUACUACUUCCUGUGGGGUGUGUCCUACUCCUCCGGCCUCUUUCUGCUGGCAGCCCUCAGCCUGGACCGCUGCCUGCUGGCACUGUGCCCGCGUUGGUACCCUGGGCGCCGCCCAGCCCGUCUGCCCCUGUGGGUCUGUGCUGGGGUCUGGGUACUGGCCACACUCUUCAGUGUGCCCUGGCUGGUCUUCCCCGAGGCCACCGUCUGGUGGUACGACCUGGUCAUUUGCCUGGACUUCUGGGACAGUGAGGAGCUGCCCCUGCGGAUGCUCGAGAUCCUGGGGGGCUUCCUGCCGUUCCUCCUGCUGCUGGUGUGCCAUGCGCUCACCCAGGCCACCGCCUGCAGGACCCGCUGCCGCCACCAGCCCCGGCCCCCCGCCUGCCAUGGCUUUGCCCGCGUGGCCAAGACCAUUCUGUCAGCUUAUGUGGUCCUGCAGCUGCCCUAUCAGCUGGCACAGCUGCUGUACCUGGCCUUCCUGUGGGACCUCUACCCCGGGUACCUGCUCUGGGAGGCCCUGGUCUACUCGGACUACCUGAUCCUGCUCAACAGCUGUCUGAGCCCCUUCCUCUGCCUCAUGGCCAGUGCCGACCUCCGGGCCCUGCUGCGCGCCGUGCUCUCCUCCUUUGCAGCCGCUCUCUGCGAGGAGCAGCCAGGCAGCUUCACGCCCGCUGAGCCCCAGCCCCAGGUGGGCUCUGAGGGCCCGACUCUGCCAGGGCCCAUGGCUGCGGCCCAGCCACGACUGGAUGCCGUGGCCCUGCCUCAGGUGAGCCCCACGACGCAGACACAGUCGGAUACUGUGGCCCAGGAACAGCCAGUGGUUGAGGCUCACACCCGCGCCUCUGCUUCGGGCUUGGCCGCCACCCCCUGUGAUGAAGCCUCCCCUGGCCCAUCCCCAGGGCCCACCUCGGGAGCCUCUGGGAACCCAGCCACACAGCCUGACCCUGAGGGAGAGAGCCCUGGCAGUGCCCCGCCAGAGGAAGCCUCCAGCCCAGGCCCCACGUGAGGGCCUAGGGAAGUCCAGCCCUCCAGGGCAGGGGAAGAGCCAGAGGGAGCCAGAGAACCAGCCAUGGUGGACGCCAUGAAGGACUCGCCACUAAAACUCCCACGGAGCCCCUCGGGCCUAGGAGGGAAGUGAAACAAAGCAUGUGAAAGUCCCAGAGAGUUCACUGUGAGUCCCCGACCCUGGGCACACCAAGCCCUUCCAUGGCUGUUCCAACACACAGUCACCCAAGCCCCCUAGGCCACAGCUAAUGGUGUCCGAAUUGUUCUGUCCUCCAAUACCCCUAGACGCCUGUUUCCUCUGUGCCUUGUUCCUGCUGGAGGAAGAUAACAGGGGGACUUCCCUGGGUCCAAUCAGAUCUCCCUUUCAUCCUUCACUCCCUGUCCUCCUCUGGCCUGUCCUCCAGCCUAGACACAAGAACACCAAAUGGAAAAGUUCCUGCAGGAAAAGGAGGCCUCCAUGAACCUGUGGCUCCAAGCAGGGCCCAAGGCCCUAGUGGCCCACAAGCCAAGUCCUCUCCACCAAUCUCCUGCCUGCCUCCAACAGACAGCGAGGCUGGUGCAGGAUUUCCCCUCCCAGGGCAGGCAGAAAAGAGGCAAGAGCUACCAAGCCUGGAUUCAAAUCCAGUUCUGCCACAGCCUGACUGGGUGAUGGGGGACAAGUUACCUCUCUUUCUUAGCUCCUUUUCAUCAGCUCUUGUGAGAAUUAAAUGAGAAAGUAUGCAAGGCACUCACAGCAGCCUGGCACUCGGCAAGGGCUCAGUGAGCCGGUGUCCUCUUCCUUCCUGCACACAGGACCGGGGCUGAAGGGGAGGAGGCAGGCAGGAGAGUGACCUAGGAUUCUGUGAACAGCCUAGGCUGGGGACACCCAAGUGGCCCGAGAGAGCACAUAGCCACCUCUGCUCUUGGGCCUGCUCCAGGGGACUUCAAGGUCGGA
Molecule: messenger RNA, 2433 nt
Organism: Ictidomys tridecemlineatus (thirteen-lined ground squirrel)
Lineage: Eukaryota; Metazoa; Chordata; Mammalia; Rodentia; Sciuridae
Gene: Gpr152
Product: G protein-coupled receptor 152
Biological process (GO): G protein-coupled receptor signaling pathway
Cellular component (GO): plasma membrane
Molecular function (GO): G protein-coupled receptor activity
Source: RefSeq, a predicted model, not a curated record